This is a messenger RNA of Triplophysa rosa, 2649 nucleotides long. RefSeq names its product neuregulin 2a (gene nrg2a). Lineage: Eukaryota; Metazoa; Chordata; Actinopteri; Cypriniformes; Nemacheilidae. The record is from RefSeq and is a predicted model, not a curated record. Gene Ontology annotation, biological process: animal organ development; intracellular signal transduction; nervous system development. The coding region runs from base 17 to 2158 and encodes 713 amino acids. The transcript is spliced from 11 exons. Gene Ontology annotation, molecular function: signaling receptor binding.
AGCCAAAGCAGGCGGCAUGAGGAGGCUUGAUUCGGUACACUUAUCCAUGCUGCUCAUCGGGGUCUCCUUCGCCUGCUACUCCCCGAGUUUGAAUUCCCUGCAGGACCAGGCUUACAGAUCCGCCGUGGUGAUUGAAGGCAAGGUGCAGUCCGCGCGUCAGAACGCAUCCGAGGAGCCGUAUAGUGUGAAUGUCAAAGUCCUGGACGUGUGGCCGCGGAACAGCGGGGGUCUGGAGCGGGAGCAGCUCGUCACCGUGGGGGAAUUUGGCUCAGAGACUUCGUGCGCUAAAGUGAAAAAGAAUCACAAGUAUAUAUUUUUCAUGGACCCGACUGACGAGCCAUUGGUUUUCAAAGCAUCCUUCGCUCCCUUAGAUACGAGUGAGAAGAAUCUGAAAAAGGAUGUUGGCAGGAUCUUGUGUGAAGACUGCGCUCUUGGUCCUGAGUUAAAGCCGAUGAAGAAAACUGUGUUGGUGGACGAGGGACGCAAACUGAUCGUGAAGUGCGAGGCCUCUGGCAACCCCACCCCAGAUUACAAGUGGUACAAAGAUGGCGCUGAGCUGAGAAAGAGCAAACAGAUCAAAAUCAGGAACGUCAAGAAAACCUCCAAAGUUCAGAUCGGCAGUGCAAAGCUGGAGGAUUCUGGGAAUUACACGUGUGUUGCAGAGAAUAUUGUGGGGAAGGUCAACGGCACCAGUACUGUACAUGUACAGAGCAUAACCACAACGUUAUCUCCAGGAUCGGGUCACGCCAGAAGAUGCAACGAUACAGAGAAGGCGUAUUGCGUGAAUGGCGGCGACUGUUACUUCAUACAUGGGAUAAAUCAGCUGUCCUGCAAGUGUCCAAAUGACUUUACUGGUGAUCGCUGUCAAACCUACGUUAUGGCCAGUUUCUACCAGUCUCUUGGGAUUGAAUUCAUGGAGGCAGAGGAGCUCUAUCAGAAGAGAGUCCUGACAAUCACCGGCAUAUGUGUGGCUCUUUUGGUGGUGGGCAUUGUCUGUGUGGUGGCCUACUGCAAAACCAACCUCCCCCCCAGGAAACAGAGGAAGAAGAUGCACAAUCACGUGAGGCAGAACAUGUAUGUGGAUCACCCAAACCGUAACCUGGCCAACGGACCCAAUCACCCAGGCCCUGGUCCUGAGGAGAUACCCAUGGUAGAUUAUAUCUCCAAAAACAUCCCGGCAACCGAGAGAGUCAUUAGACACGGAGAAGAGGCUCCUUUUCCCGACAGCCGGCAGUCUUCCAGAUCUCACCACUCCACAAUCCGGGCCCUUUCUGCCACUCACAGACAAGAGGGGAGAACGUGGAGUCUGGAGCGAACAGACAGCGUCCUCUCCGACUGUCCUUCUGGCAUGAUGUCGUCCUCAGUGGGGACCAGUAAAUGCAACAGUCCUGCGUGCAUGGAGGCGCGGGCCAGGCGUGCCGCACACUGUGGCUUUACUGAGCCCCACCGGCCCCCCCUGCAGUACGGCGACUCAUUCGACUCGCUCGGGGACUCUCCGCAUAGCGACAGGUAUGUGUCGGCCCUGACCACGCCCGCUCGCCUGUCUCCCGUGGACUUCCAUUACUCACUGCCCCCGCCGGUGCCUACCUUCCAGAUCACGUCUCCCAAUGCCAGCCACGCCAUGUCUCUGCCUCCCGCCGCCCACGCUCCUUACCCACCGGAGGAGGACCAGCCCCUGCUGCGUCGCUACCAGGUGCCCCUGCACGAGGCCCGGGGCCACGAGCCCUACCGGCAACAGCAGCGCGGCAGCUACCUGCGAGACAGCACCGGCAGCCUGCCCUCCAGCCCCUACCGGCUGUCUCAAGACGAGGAGUACGAGAGCACCCAGGAGUACCUCUCCUCGAUGGAGCAACCAAAGAGAAGCAGUCGGCACUGGCGCAGGUCCAGACUAAACGGCCACGUGGCACCGCGUGGCUACCAGCCGUCCCGGGACUUGGGCUCACGAAGCUGCCUGUCAGACAGUGACUCAGAGGAGGAAGGUGAGAGCACGCCCUUCCUCAGUAUGCAGAACAUGAACGCCGCCGAGUCCUCCGCCCUCUACAGGCCCGCACCCGACACACGGACUUCUCACGCCCAGAGCGGGCGGCACGGGCCUCGUGCCAGCACACAGACCAGACUGACGCACCCGCGCCCCAAACUGGACAAUGCACCCCACUAGAGAGACCGCCACCUAUCCACAAAGUCGAUCUACUAUAGACAUGCACCUAUAAGAAAUAUUUUUAUUUUAUAUAACUGACAGAUAUUCUAAACAAAUGAAAUAUUUAUUUUCAUUUUAGCAAAAGUUGUCUACUAGUUAACAGCAAAGACUUUUUUAUAGGGAAAACUCUAUUUAUAUGUACAUUUUGAUUUACAGCAUAAAAAAGAUGUGCCAAUUUUUUCACAACUUAAGAAAAAAUAGAGUAAUAUUGUGGUGCCUUUUGCUGUAUGCCGACGCCAGAGGGCCAGUGGAGUUUUUUGUAGCCUUUCUUAUACGGACGCCUCAUUUUUUUAUACUCGUUUUCGUUGUCUCUUUUUGGCCUUUUCCUUGAUUUCCUUUCCAGUUUGUGUUCUUUUGGGAACUGACCCCCAUUUGAACUGUGACAUUGCCCUCUUUUACACCCCCACCCCUCACCCCCCCACCAUCAUGCAAUAUAAACCACUCUAACAUAA